Merops nubicus (carmine bee-eater) is the source of this 2079-nucleotide messenger RNA. RefSeq names its product interferon-induced GTP-binding protein Mx-like. The transcript has 14 exons. Gene Ontology annotation, biological process: defense response to virus. The record is from RefSeq and is a predicted model, not a curated record. Gene Ontology annotation, molecular function: GTP binding; microtubule binding; GTPase activity. Gene Ontology annotation, cellular component: microtubule; nucleus; membrane. NCBI's taxonomy places the organism in Eukaryota, Metazoa, Chordata, Aves, Coraciiformes, Meropidae. The annotation marks the transcript as partial.
AUGGUUUUCAAUAUAUUCAUCAAUGACCUGGAUGAGGGAUUAGAGAGUGCUGUCAGCAAAUCUGAUGAUGACACGAAACUGGGAGGAGUGGUUGACACACCAGAAGGCUGUGCUGCUAUCCAGAGAGACAUGGACAGGCAAGAGAGCUGGGUGGGGAGAAAUCUUAUGAAGAUCAACAAGGACAAGUGUAGAGUUCUGCACUUGGGAAAGAAUAACCCUAUGUACCAGUACAGGUUGGAGACUGCUCUGCUGGAGAGCAGUGCAACUCUCAACCAAAUAAGGAAGAAGAGGCCAAAAGUUCAAGCAAAGUUCUUCUCUUGGAAAAUAACCAGGAACCACCAGGACCCUCAUGGAAACCUCUCAGAGACCCAAACAUCAUCUGGAGACACUCAGUACACUAUGUUUGAUUUCAGAAGCUGUAUGAAAGAGUGGUUGGACCAGACAGACAUGGAUAAUACAGAAGUAGAGUUUAAACAGGUUUCUAAAAAACACAAACAUGCCCUGAAGAAAGAUGGGUUUGCAUCAUCUUCUUUACAACCAUAUUUAGAAGCUUUUGCAGUACCUCUCCCACCAGAACUAGAAAAUGAAGAUCAUCUGAUGCCAGAGAAUACGACUGAGAGAAACCCUAACUAUGAGCAGGAGCUGAAGAAACAGUAUGAUAAAGAACAGGACAAGGCAGCAGAACAUACCUUGUACAACCAAUAUGAGGAAAAGAUCCGACCCUGCAUUGAUCUCAUUGAUAGCCUGAGAGCUCUGGGAAUUGAAAAAGACCUGGCUCUGCCCGCCAUCGCAGUCAUUGGAGACCAGAGCUCAGGGAAGAGCUCUGUCCUAGAGGCCCUCUCUGGUAUUGCUCUUCCUAGGGGCAACGGUAUUGUUACUCGAUGUCCCUUGGAACUUAAGCUGAAGAGAAUACCUGCCACCCAGGCAUGGAAAGGGAAAAUUUGUUUCCACAAUACCAGUACAGAGCUCCACAAUGCCUCUGAGGUGGAGAAAGCAAUCAGACAAGCCCAGGAUGUUGUGGCUGGCACUAAAGGUGCCAUCAGUGGAGAACUAAUUUCCCUAGAAAUUUGGUCCCCAGAAGUACCAGAUUUGACACUAAUUGAUCUUCCUGGAAUUGCCAGAGUGGCCGUGGGAGAUCAGCCAAAGGACAUUGGGGAGCAGAUCAAAACACUACUUAAAAAAAUUAUUGGCUGCAAAGAGACACUCAAUUUGGUAGUGGUGCCAUGCAAUGUGGAUAUUGCAACAACAGAAGCACUGAAAAUGGCUCAAGAGGUGGACCCAAGUGGAGAAAGGACAUUAGGUAUCCUCACUAAACCUGACCUUGUAGACAGAGGAACUGAAGAGUCUAUCAUUAACAUAAUACGAAAUCAAGUCAUCCCUCUCAAAAAAGGAUACAUGAUCGUGAAGUGUCGUGGGCAGCAGGACAUCCACAACAAAAUGGCCUUAGCCACUGCAAUCCAGCAGGAGAGAAAGUUCUUCGAGACUCACAGAUAUUUCAGCAUUCUUAUGGAAGAAGGAAAGGCUACUGUCCCUCAGCUGGCAGCAACACUCACAAACGAACUCGUGAGGCAUAUUAUUAAAACUUUGCCAGCACUAGAGAACCAAGUACAUGCGGUGCUCCAAAAAACAUUGCAGGAUCUACAAAAGUAUAGAAGAGGCACACCCAGAACAGAGUCUGAGAAGCUGGUUUUCCUUGCAGAUUUGAUCAGAUUCCUUAAUCAAGACAUCUCUCACAUGGUGUGUGGAGAGGAGCAGUUGUUUGGAAAUGAAACCAGGCUGCUUGCAAAAAUCCGCGCAGAGUUUCAGACAUGGGCAGCGCGUCUCCUAGAGUGUGCUGCAAAUGUUAAAAAAAGUGUACUCAGUAAAAUGCAGAAAUAUGAAGACCAGUAUCGUGGACGGGAGCUUCCAGCCUUUUCCAACUACAGGAUGUUUGAGGACAUUAUAAAAGAACAAAUCAUAGAACUGGAGGAGCCAGCCAUUGAGAUAUUGAACAACGUGAUGGGACUGGUUGAAGAGAAAUUUAUGGAACUCACUAAAAGGCAUUUUUCUAAUUUCCACAAUCUAAGCAGAGCUGCUAAG